Polypterus senegalus (gray bichir) is the source of this 1669-nucleotide messenger RNA. It is a transcript of the gene ppp1cb, whose product is annotated as protein phosphatase 1, catalytic subunit, beta isozyme. The coding region runs from base 77 to 1057 and encodes 326 amino acids. The transcript has 8 exons. Gene Ontology annotation, cellular component: cytoplasm; nucleus. NCBI's taxonomy places the organism in Eukaryota, Metazoa, Chordata, Cladistia, Polypteriformes, Polypteridae. The record is from RefSeq and is a predicted model, not a curated record. Gene Ontology annotation, biological process: regulation of circadian rhythm; circadian regulation of gene expression. Gene Ontology annotation, molecular function: protein serine/threonine phosphatase activity.
AGCUGUGCGCGGCCCGAGCGCUGCUUCGCGCGCACGCGCGGCCGUCUCUCUGUGUGCGCGCUCGUCACUUCAGAAGAUGGCGGAAGGGGAACUGAAUGUGGACAGUCUCAUCUCCCGACUCCUGGAAGUUCGGGGAUGUCGACCGGGCAAAAUUGUGCAAAUGACGGAGGCGGAGGUCAGGGGGCUCUGCAUCAAAUCCCGUGAGAUCUUCCUGAGCCAGCCCAUCCUGCUGGAGCUCGAAGCCCCCCUGAAGAUAUGCGGUGACAUCCACGGCCAGUACACGGACCUGCUGCGCUUCGAGUACGGGGGCUUCCCCCCCGAGGCCAACUACCUGUUCCUGGGCGACUACGUGGACCGAGGCAAGCAGUCCCUGGAGACCAUCUGCCUGCUCCUGGCCUACAAGAUCAAGUACCCCGAGAACUUCUUCCUCCUGCGCGGAAACCACGAGUGCGCCUCCAUCAACCGCAUCUACGGCUUCUACGACGAGUGUAAGCGCCGCUUCAACAUCAAGCUGUGGAAGACCUUCACCGACUGCUUCAACUGCUUGCCCAUCGCCGCCAUCAUCGACGAGAAGAUCUUCUGCUGCCACGGAGGUCUGUCCCCCGACCUUCAGUCCAUGGAGCAGAUCCGCCGCAUCAUGAGGCCCACAGACGUCCCCGACACAGGUCUGCUGUGCGAUCUUCUGUGGUCGGACCCCGACAAAGAUGUGCAAGGCUGGGGUGAGAAUGACCGCGGCGUGUCCUUCACCUUUGGAGCAGAUGUGGUCAGCAAGUUCCUAAACCGACACGACUUGGACCUCAUCUGCCGGGCGCACCAGGUGGUCGAGGAUGGCUACGAGUUCUUUGCCAAGCGACAGCUGGUGACCCUCUUCUCUGCGCCGAACUACUGUGGCGAGUUUGACAACGCCGGCGGCAUGAUGAGCGUCGACGAGUCUCUCAUGUGCUCCUUCCAGAUUCUGAAGCCCUCAGAGAAGAAGGCCAAAUACCAGUAUGGUGGUGUGAAUUCUGGGCGCCCCGUCACCCCCCCUCGCACUGCCAACACCCCCAAGAAGAGGUGAACGCCACCGCCGUAGCUCUCUGCGGGGGUCCGCCUGCCACUGCUCUUCAACGAAUGAUGAAAUCUUUAACGAAUUAACGUGUAACCUGCUUUUUAAAGUCGGGCGUCUUCUCAUUCCCUGGAAAAACAAAACCGCGGCCCACCUGCUGUGCUAAUGCCACCCCCCAUAGUCCCUGCCACCCUGUGGUGCACCAUGUGACAGUUGGAGCCCCCAAUCCCCUAGGGACAGAACUGAGUUUGCCCGCUCCCGCCAUCCGUGUCAGUGGUCCCCGCUGGAUUGUCCCCCUAAGCUCAGCUCCGAUGCCCACUCGGGUGCCCCCUGGCCACUAGUGUCUCCCCCCCAAGUCGCGUAACGUUUUUAAUCUUCCAGCUCCAUGAAAUCGAGUCCGGAAUUUGCGAGUGUGCGGGUUCCGUGGGUCUGACGGCGGCCUCGGCCACGGACCCUCCACACGGUGGGCUUGCAGUGCACGCUGGGACGCAAGCUGUUGGUUACUCACAAAAUGUAUUUUUAUUUAAUUUGUAUUUUGGGGUAAAUUGUCUCAAAUCUUGAUUUGUGCAAAGUACAUCAUUUUAAUAAAGUGUGUGAGGGGGUUUGUAGGACCCCCUCUGUCUG